This is a messenger RNA of Emericellopsis cladophorae, 1101 nucleotides long. Its product is annotated as Ubiquitin fusion degradation protein-like protein. Gene Ontology annotation, molecular function: polyubiquitin modification-dependent protein binding. Gene Ontology annotation, cellular component: VCP-NPL4-UFD1 AAA ATPase complex. Lineage: Eukaryota; Fungi; Ascomycota; Sordariomycetes; Hypocreales; Bionectriaceae. The transcript is spliced from 2 exons. The coding region runs from base 1 to 1101 and encodes 366 amino acids. The record is from RefSeq and is a predicted model, not a curated record.
AUGGACCCAGCAGACUUUCUAAACAUGCGCGCCGGCCGCCGACCGAUCGUCCAGCGGUUCGAUGAAUACUACCGCUGCUACCCCAUCAUCAUGGCCCCCGGCAACGCUCGACCAGAACUGAACUACGGAUCGAAGAUCAUCCUACCUCCCUCAGCCCUCGACAAAGUGUCCAAGCUUCAUGUGCAGUGGCCACUAUUGAUGGAGCUUAUCAACGGGGCCGGACCGAAACAGACGCAUGGUGGCGUGCUGGAGUUCAUCGCAGAGGAGGGCAGGGCAUACAUCCCACAAUGGAUGAUGGAAACACUGGGCAUGGACGUUGGUGACAUGAUCCAGAUACGGACGACAUCGCUGGAGCUUGCCAAGAUGGUGAAGCUGCAACCCCAGUCUACUAACUUCCUCGAUAUCAGCGACCCAAGGGCAGUGCUGGAGCGAGCCUUUCGAAAUUUUGCGACACUCACAAAAGGCGAUGUCUUCAACUUUGAAUACAACGACACAGUGUAUGACGUUGCGGUGUUGGACGUCAAGCCCGAAACCGACAGGAUGGGCGUAUGCAUGAUCGAGACAGACGUAUCAGUCGAGUUUGCACCCCCAGUGGGAUAUGUCGAGCCUGAGCGCCAGAGUGGGACGAGCACCCCUCGAAGCGGACGGCCAGGAGUUCCUGCUGGUGGCGUGCUUCACAGUCAAGGCACCAUGGCACAGGCCAUCAACUACAACGCUAUCGCGCCCUCUGUGACGAGCACUCCGACCAACUUUCUCGGCGAAGGACAAAAGCUGGUCAAAAAGGGCAGUAAAACUGCCACUCCCAAGCCUGCAACGCCGGUCCCAGCUGAUGCCGCCGUUCCGCCGACACGCCGCGACGGAGCUCCUGCCCCUCUUCGAUUAGCACCAAACAAGCUAUUCUUCGGAUACGAGAUUAAGCCGGUGAAGACUAAGGAAGAAAAAGAAGAAGAAGCGAAGAAUACGAGCAAACCACACUUUGCUGGUCAGGGACAGUCACUACGUGGCGCUGUCAAGCGCAAGGGCGAGGGCGAUGACAAGGGCAAAGCCCCUGAGAAGAAGGGAUCCGGUGAUGGAAGCCGCCUGGACCGCCGUCCGCGAUAA